AUUUCCCAAUACCAAGCAUCAUGCAGAGGGAGGCGACGGUCCGUACACCAACCCGCGACGACGAAACGUUCAUCGCGGACACUUCGUUCGUGAUCAUGGAGCCAGAUCGGGUGCACACAGUGCCGUCCUCGACGAUCCGACUGUCGAUGGGACAGGGCAAUACUGUUGCGUUCAACUCGGAGCAUUCAUCAUGGGCUAACGUGACCAGCCAUCGGACGUCGUCCAAGCGACCGUCCAUUACUCGCUGCUCUAUAGAUGUCAAGCCGCCACUUUCUAACGGUUUCAAGCGUUCGCGCGCUCGAGGCGAGUCUCUGCUCUUGGACGCGCGAUUUCUGAGUGACGAAGAUGCUUCGCGGCUCAUCUUGCAAGCGAAUCGCCCUCCUUGCGAGGACGGCUCGACGUUGGAGGAAAUGAUGCAAAGCAUCAAAGCCCGGCAGUACUACCAGCAACAAUUCGCAAAGAUCCAAGAACAGGCGGGUAUGAACCCCCGUACGCUUCGGUUUUCGCCCGUGUACGAAGACGCGUACGCGACGUACUGCCAGAAGAGCUCGCUUCUUCGCGUCCGGUUCUGCUUUCUCCUCGGCAUGUGCUCGCUCGGAUUCUUCCUCUGGUACGAUACGACGCAGCCAUCGUACAAGGCGACGGCCACGAUGCCGUUCUGGACGUUUUCAUUCGCCACCGUGUCCCGCAAGGACAUUUUGGACGUACUGAGCAUCGUGGGGCCGGUCGCGUUCGGCGCGGGUGUGCUGCUCACGUACUUCAAGCGGUUUCAACGGGGCGUGGCGCUCGAGAUGAUGUCGUUCGUUGUUUUUGGAGUGGUCGCGCUGUCUCUCAUCGUGCGCAAGCCCGUGGGGAGGUAUCGAGGCCCAGUGCUGCCGCUGGUGAUCCUGCUCAUCCCGGUGUUUGGCAUCACCAAGAUGCGCUUCCAGUGGAGUUGCUUGCUGGGGUGGGCCACGUUUGCGCUCUACCUGACCAUCCAGCUCGCGUCCAAGAAGUUCCUCGACGACCAGACGUCGGAAAAGUGGGAUUCCGUGUCGGAUCUGGUCUACCAAAGCAUCAACUACGGCAUCAGCAUCAUCGGGGGCAUGGUGUCUCAUUAUCGACAGGAACUGCUGCGGCGGCGCAACUUUGCUUUGCAGUUGCCGUUUGCGGGGCUCAUGGUGGACGACUCUGUCGAGUUGAAGGACGACAAGUUCAAGAAGCGCGCGCUGCUCCGCCGCGUGACGAUGGCAUUCCGACACCCGGACGUCGAAGCCAUGUUCUACAAGCACUGGUACCUCAUCGAUCCGUUCCCGUUUAAAAACCCCAACGAGGCGGGGCUGCACGCCGGCGAAUUCCGCGUGCUUCGGUUCCCCAUCUACGGUCUACUCGUAGACCAAGUGAUUCUCGGCAUCCAGGACUACAAGCUGCUGUGGCUGCCCGGUCAUCCCGUCAAGUCCACGAGUCCGUUCACAGUGUCCGAGUCGGCGUGGGCGUACUACGCGAGCCUCGUGUGCCGCUACGCGGUGAUCGUGCCUUGCUACUUGAGCAUCGUGGGGCUGUUGUAUUGCAUGGGCCGGGCGUUUUACACCAAGUGGCUGGCACAGACCAACCAGGACGACCUCACCCAUGCCGCGCUGUUGCAAGUCGAGCAAGGCACCCCGAGCGACGUCCAGCAAGUGUCGACGUUGGCGCUCAACGUGGCGCGAUGGCGGCAAUGGCGCGACGAGCGGUGGACGGACAUGCUCACGGCCAAGGGCGGGUUCGUACGAACGAAUGAUGCUUGUUGUUGUUUUACACAGAUCAUGGCCUAGGUAUGCGCGGUUUGGCCAGAUGUACGCGUCGAUGGUGGUGGCGCUGCACGUGGGCUGCAUUGCGAUGCUGCUGCUGUGGGUCACCCGCACCACACACAAGAAGCAAAACGUCUACUUUAUGGGGCUGCUGAACGCGCUCUUGUUCCCGCACCGGUCGGGGUUUCGCAUUCGGUUCAUUUACGCGACCGUGACGACCGUGACGCUGGCAAUGCUGUUUAUCGUCACGUCGGCGCUGGUGCUCGAUUCGGCGGCGUCGUCGUCGGUGCUCGGGGUUGUCUUGACCGGCGACAAGGACCUGCGCAACCUCUGGAUCGAAUACGUGACCUACAUUGUGGUGGUGGUGCUGCUGGGAAUGUUUGUCUCGCGCGAAGAAGAAAGCUUGCGCCGAUCGUUUUUCAUCCUCAAGAGCCUCCGGACGCUCGAGUUCGAAGAGUGGUUCCACACGCUGCUCAAGAUCCAAGGCUGGAUGCGCAUCAAACUCAAGGCCAAGCUGCACCACAUUCGCAUCCAGCGCACGGAAGAUAUGGCUCGACCGACCGACGACAAGCGACACGCCAACGUUGAAGUGGUGGCCGAUACGUCGCCGUACAUGGGCAUGGCGUCCAAGUAUGGCAUAUAUGCGCAAUCGUUCAACUUGGCCGCUGUCCUCGUCGACCUCAUUCUUUCCCUGGGCAGCGCAUAAGAUGCGCGCAAAGUUCCGAAGAGGCUCGCGACGAACGUCGACACACACGCUACCCGAGGCUGAUCUAGUUGACCACUUGAAGCAGUGCCAUAACUAACACACAAACACAACUGUUACUCGUAAUUCAUAAGGAAUGGUUGUUAACGUAGG
Aphanomyces astaci is the source of this 2625-nucleotide messenger RNA. RefSeq lists its product as hypothetical. The transcript is spliced from 4 exons. Bases 21 to 1793 code for a protein of 590 amino acids. The record is from RefSeq and is a predicted model, not a curated record. Lineage: Eukaryota; Oomycota; Saprolegniomycetes; Saprolegniales; Verrucalvaceae.